AUUCGUGUGCCGAACCUCGACCGGAGAGCCACUUGUGCGUCCACUUUUUCAAACAACUACAACUUUGCGAUACAUAAGACUGAUCCCGUCGGAAUACUGCUGAAUAAAAAUCAACGAACAUACUUAAGAUUAUUUAUUAAGUCCUAGGCCCUAUAGAUUAAAGUAAACAUUAUAAUGAUGAAUGAUAAUAGUAGAUUAAAGAUUGCAAAUAUGGAAAUAGAAGAGCCUCUACGUGAUAUUGUGGCUGAUGAAUUCACAUCUAUUGUGUUUGAAUGUAAAGUGAACGACUGCUCUAGAAGGUUCAUCUCGUAUAAAUGGUAUAAAGAUGGUAAACAAAUAGAAGCCACACGCAGAAUUAAAAUAAGCUGUGACGGAAAAUGGCACAGAUUAGAAAUCACGUCAGUUAUUUGUAAUGAUUAUGGUGUUUAUAUUAUAUUACUUAAUAAUAAUUUCAACGAAAUAUUUUCCAAAGCAAAUCUAUAUGUUCGAGAAAUAAAAGGCAAACAAAAUAAUGAUGUUCUUUAUAUUCCUUCAAAAUCUCGAAACUUCAAUGUUUGUAGGCAUUUGAGGUGUGCCAAAGUAUUAGUAGGAGACACUAUAGAGUUAGAAGCAACAUUCAAUGCUGACACAUUAGAUGACUACUUAUGGUUCAAGAGUAAUAGACCGUUACAACUAAAUGAACGUACAAUUGUACUGAGUGAUAAAAGAACGACUACACUUUCUAUAUUGUGUGCCAAAGAGACUGACACAGGUAUUUAUCAUGUGGUGUGUAAAUCUGAAUAUGGUAUCGCGUCAAGUUUUGCUAGUGUGAUGGUCAUAAAUACAGAUCUCAAUACAUUAAAUACUAGUGAAGUGACUCCAAGUAUAGAUGAGCCUUUGCCCGAGGAACUUGAAGUCAUUGAAGGAGAGGAGGUGCGACUUAUGUGUAAAGUUACUUAUGAUGUAAACACUAUAAUACAAUGGUCUAAAAAUGGAUUAAAUUUAGAAGAAAGUAAUACUAUGGAAACUGAAUACUAUAACAACAGAUAUACUUGUUUAAGAAUAAGGAAUACUUGCACAAAAAAUAGUGGAGAGUAUUCUAUACAAAUGCGAGAUGAAAUAACAGGACAUACAGACACAUCGAGCUGUUUUCUAACUGUAAAUCGUAAGUUCUUUUUACUACCAAAUUUCCAACCAGCAGAAAAAUUUAACUCGGUAAAACUAAGAACACCCUUACAGCCGAUUGUAACUUGUAUCGGAUCGAAAUUGUCAUUUACUUGUGGAUUUGUUUUGGAUGAUCCCAAAUUUUAUUACGUGGUUUGGUAUAUUGGAAGUUACAGAGUGGAACGCACCAAUCAUCGAUUUCACGUAGUACACAGUGGUGGCGAUUUUUACUUAUUUGUUAAACAAAUAGAGCCAGGAAUGGCGGGUGAGGUAACUUGUGAACUUCGCAGAGCAUUACCCAAUAGGUCAUCAAUUGUAAUUAAUAGAGCAUCAUCAAUUUUAACCAUUGUGCCGCCUGCAGUUAUCGAGAAAUUAGCAAAAGUAAAUAAUAUAAAUUCCAAAAACAAUAUCUACUGCAUUGGAAAUUUCAAACAUAUUAUUCCUGUUAACAAUAAAUACAUUCUAAAUGGAAUUCAAUCAGCAAAAUCAGCAAUUUCUACAAAUGGGACGAAUGUUAGCGAGGAAGAAAUGGUCAUCACAUAUUGCAGAUUGGGUGAUGACAAUUUUUAUUUUGAUAUUACUAAUGCCGAUGAUGAAAUUAAGCACGUGGAUCAUAUAAAGAUCUACGACAGCUGUAUUAACGAACCUAUUAAAACGAAAUCUAAUGUCGUGAUUAUGGAAUGGUGUCACACAGCCGAAAAAAGUAAAGAUUUAAACAAGACUAGCAAAAAGUGGUAUAAAAUUCAGUUUGGAAAAACGAGCGACAAAUAUGUAGUAGCAGGCGUUUCAAGUUUAACGAUGUUAGAGUUGAAAGAUCCUCCAUUAGAACAAGUUAUGAAAUUUCGUAUAACGACGACAGAAUCGAUACACGAAGCUAAUGAAUCAAGAGUUUGUAUAUCGCCAGCCAUAGAUGAAUUGCCAAGAAUGAAAAAACAAUGCGAGCUUAAACCUAUGGAAGAGUUCAAUUCAAUGUUUACAAAAACCGGCGAUUUAAUAGGGUGUGGUGCAUUUGGAAGUGUGGUUCUUGUUCGUGAUAAAGAAGGAGAAUUAUAUGCGGCAAAAAUAUUGAAAACAAGAACCCAGAAAAAAAGAGACACUGCUAUAAGAGAGUAUGAAAUGAUGAAAAGUUUAAGACAUCCAAAAUUAGUAGAACUUUAUAGUACAUUUACAGCAAAGGAAUCUUUUAUCUUAGUAAUGGAUUACCUUUGGGGUGGUGAACUUUUUGAUAGAAUUGUCGAAGAGGAACACAUAAAGGAGCUAGACGUGGUACCGUACGUGAAGCAAAUCUGUGAAGCUUUGCAAUAUUUGCAUGGUAACAAAAUAGUUCACUUAGAUCUAAAACCUGAGAAUAUAAUUUGCCUGAGCCCGAAUUCCCGACAAGUGAAAAUUAUAGAUUUUGGUCUCGCAAGAGUUUUAGACGAGACUCAUGUAAGGGCAAUCUACGGAACCCGGGAUUACGUUGCACCUGAAGUAUUAAAUUUUGAGCAGCUAACUUUAGCUUGCGAUAUGUGGAGUUUAGGAGUGGUUACUUAUAUGCUACUGUCAGGAGUUAUGCCCUUUAGUGGAGAUAGCUGGCCCGAACGAUCUGCAAACAUUACAAAGGCUAACUAUAACUACCACGAAACAGCCUUUAAAGAUAUAUCAGAUUUGGCCAAAGACUUCGUGGACCACCUUCUGAUACUGCAACCAGAAAAUCGUAUGAAAGCACACAACGCCUUAAAUCAUAGAUGGAUAGUUGACGGUCCACCUAAAGGGGCAAAGGCUGGACACAUGAAACGUACUAGGCAAAAUUUAAAGUCCUAUCUAGCUAACAAUAGAGCAAGGUGGCAGAGAGCAGGAAACGUCAUGAUAGCGGCUCAUCGUCUACGCAAUGCGGGAAGUCAAAGGAACACAUUGGACGCCGAUAGAGUUUCGCCUAGAGUGACUUAGAAGAACCUUUCAGAAUCAUCACCAAUGGCUCUUUUAGUGUUCUUUGUUCUCAGUUCUGGUAAACUAUAUAAAACAAAUAUACCUAUUACAACUGAUGAAAAUUGUAAAAAACGGCUUUUCAUGUUAAAACUCUAAUAAAAUUCAAAAUUAUUGAUAACAAAAAUAUCAAAUAAAAACUUGAACAUGCUUCAAGACUACUUAAUUUUAAACAUUUUUUACAUCACUAUGAACUCUCAUCAAUAUU
Molecule: messenger RNA, 3316 nt
Organism: Pararge aegeria (speckled wood butterfly)
Lineage: Eukaryota; Metazoa; Arthropoda; Insecta; Lepidoptera; Nymphalidae
Product: titin-like
Exons: 11
Coding region: 175-3072 (965 amino acids)
Biological process (GO): positive regulation of apoptotic process; protein phosphorylation; intracellular signal transduction
Cellular component (GO): nucleus
Molecular function (GO): protein serine/threonine kinase activity; ATP binding
Source: RefSeq, a predicted model, not a curated record